AUGGCCGAUAUCCAGAAGCCCGUUGAGGUCCCUGCCGACGCUGUCGAGCAGGCCGCCGCCCCCGUCACCGAGACUGCUCCGGCUCUCGAUGUUCCUGCUGCCACCGAGGCUGCUCCCGUUGCCGACGAGAUUAAGAACGAGGAGCCCGUGGCUGCCGAGGAGACCAAGGAGGAGGUGAAGCCCGUCGAGGAGGGCCAGCUUGGAUACAAGGCCCAGGGCCUGAGCUUCCCCAAGAACCUGCUCGGUAGCAAGGAGUUUUUCUUCUUCGGCUCUGAGGCUUUCGAGGCCAAGGCCCUCGAGGCUUACAAAAAGGCCCAGAAGUCGGCCGAGGGUGCUCUCGACAACAUCUCGUGGGCUUCCCACACCGGCAAGGGUCUCCUCUUCUCCGGUGACAAGAAGGCUCCCCACAACGUCAUCAACUUGUCCCACGCUUCCGAGCCUGAAGUCGACGGCAACAAGUUCCACUUCAUCACCAAAGGCAACAAGCACACCUUCAAGGCCGCUAAUCCCGCUGAGCGUGACAACUGGGUUGCCCAGAUCAAGGCCAAGAUCGCUGAGGCCAAGGAGAUUGCUACUUCCGUCACCGAGUCCGAGGUCUACAAGAACACGCUCGAGACUCUGAAGCCCGCUCCUAAGGAGGAGGCCAAGGCUGCCGAGCCUGCUGCCGCUGACGAGUCCGCUGACGCCGCCAAGACCGAAGAUGCCCCCAAGGAGGAUGCGGACGCCGCCAAGGAGGAGCCCAAGGCUGAGGAGUCCAAGCGUCGUUCUGCCAGUCGCAAACGUGCUUCUUUCUUCGGCUUUGGCAAGAAGGACCUUCUUCCCAAGGACGAAGCCAAGGCGGAGGAGACUCCUGCUGAGGUUGCCGAGGAGGCUGCUGUCCCAACUGAGGCCGCUGCCGAGGAUGUCGCGGCUCCAGAUGCUGCCGCCCCCGCUGAGGCUGUCGAGGAGCCUGCUGCUGAUGUCGUGAAGCCCACCGCCAACAAGCGCAACAGCUUCUUUGGCGGUGUCUUCUCCAAGAAGGAGAAGAAGGCGGCCGACGCCAAGGCCGCUGAGGCCACCGAGGCUUCUCCUGAGGAACCCGAGGGCGCUGCUGAGACUGCUCCUGUCAUCCCUCCCGUUGACACCACCACUCCUCUCGCCGAGGAGGUCAUCGCUGCUGACCCUGUCGAAGCCGCUGCCCCUGAGCCUAAGACCGACGUCAAGGAGAGACGCAAGUCUUCUCUCCCCUUCUUUGGCAAGCGUGAUGCCUCCCCCACCACCGGUGAGCCCAAGACUGGCGCUUUCUCCAAGCUUCGUGCUACUAUCAAGGGCAAGGGCGCCGCCAAGGCCGAGGAGGCCAAGGAGGAGGCUGCUAAAGCUCAGGAGACUGCCGCUGAGACCGCUACUGAUGCCCAGGGCAAGGCUGAGGAAACCGCUGCCGAUGUCAAGGAGCAAGUGACCAAGGCCGUCGAAGGUGAGGGUGAGAAGAAGACUGAGGAGGCUUCUACCGCCCCCGCUGUCACUGCUUCUGCUUAG
Cordyceps fumosorosea ARSEF 2679 is the source of this 1515-nucleotide messenger RNA. RefSeq lists its product as hypothetical. The transcript is spliced from 3 exons. Lineage: Eukaryota; Fungi; Ascomycota; Sordariomycetes; Hypocreales; Cordycipitaceae. The coding region runs from base 1 to 1515 and encodes 504 amino acids. The record is from RefSeq and is a predicted model, not a curated record.